AUGGUGACAUGCUGCCUACUCUGGCUUCUGCAACGCCGCCUGCCCCCAGAGCAGAAGUUCAAAUGGUGUGCCUUGCAUCUCUGCCACCCAAACCGCGCAGAUGCACGGGAUGAAGAAGGCUGGGUACACUGGGCCUGCUCGAAGCUGGGAGUGGAGGUCCUCACUUACAGGCUACAGAUUCGAAGGCCUCAUGGAAUCCUCAAGACUGGCAUCUCACGAGAGCGCUAUGAGGAAAAGUCGAAACAGAUCCGGUUUCGGAUGUACUCCCGCUGCUUGGCACACUUGGGCGUUUCGGCUGACAUGGGUGCGGCACUGGUAGCGCACCAUGAGGAUGAUGCAGAUGAGAACAGACUGGCAGAGCUUGGGAAGGGGAACAUCAUCCACAUCGACGGCAUGCUGCCUACAAGCGUGACGCAAGGUGUAACAGUCAUCCGGCCCUUGCUCAGGCUGCGGAAACGCGAGCUGAUUGCUUUCGCCUAUCAAGCAGACCUGUGCUACAUGCAGGACUCCACUCCGAAGUGGAGUCGCCGUGGCUGGAUCCGAUAUGUUCUGGAUGAGCUGAAGGCAGAAGAGGAGGAGAGUUUCGAUGAGCUACAGACGCUGCUGUCUCGAGCGGGCGUGGCCUCCGCGACCCUCGGCGAGACGAUCGAUGCAUCUUUGGAGAAGUGGAAGGAGUGCGACAUCAGGUGUGGAGUGAUUGAUGUCCCGGAAGUGAUGUUCACCACCGGAGACAUCAAGAAAGGCCAGCAACAGGUUGUUCAUCACUUCAAUGCGCAUCGCGUGCCAGUGGUUGUUUUUAGGUUGCCCGCUCUCUUCCAGCUUGCCGAUGAGUUUCGCCAGAAGGUCACGCAGUUGAUGGAGGAUUUCCGAGGGAUCGCGGCCAUCUGGAAUAAGGCCAUCGAGAAGCAAUCUGGUGCUCCGCGUGACUCUGCUGGUGCAAUGCAAGCCCUGGAGGAUUUCGCCGAUGAGGCACCAGGGGGAUGCCCUCUUCAGGUUAUCCGCGUUUGCGAGGGGCCUUUCGAGAUGGGUCCAUUUGUGCUGGGCCGCGCUCUGUGCGUUGCACUGAAUGCGGUGCCAGAGGUGGAUCGCUUGCUUGGUGGUCAGCUGGUCGCAAGGAAAGCAUUGAAGCACGUGUGGGAUUGCGUUGCCCGUGCGCGGCGUGAGCAUCACUGGGGCACAUUUCACAAGAUGUGCCCUUUCCUCUAUGUGCGCGAGUCCAGCAGCCUGGUUCUCUGCGAUGCGGAAGAGUGUGGGCCAGAGUUCUCAGAUGUGUUCAUGGUCUUGAUCGUGCUUUUCAUGUUGCUCUCGUUCCACAUGCACAAAUUUGAUUAUGUACCCGGCAAACCAUGGGACACGCUGCCCGAUCCUUUAGAGAUCCCUGCGGCACACUUGACCGUUCUUGUGCACUUCUACGUUUGUGCCGCAGCAUCGUUCCUCCUCUCCCUGAUGUUGAUGUUUUGCCUGCGAACGCGGCCUCACCACUGGAUGGUUGACGAGGACGAGGACGGGAAUGACAAUGGGGCGUACUUCUCUGAGACGCUUCAUUUCCGAUUCUUUUACCUCUCGACCGUCGGAUAUGGCGUCGCUGCAGCAGCCACGCAGGUUUACCCAGGUGAUAGAAACUGGGCCAUGGUAACGGGCAAGGUGUUCAUCAUCCUUGCUUGGACCUGCCUGCUUGCAGUUAGCUGCGGGGCGGCGCAUGCCCUGUGUCCAGAGAAGAUGUUGACAGCGCCAUUGUGGCUCUGCGCAGCAGUUGUGGUUCUUGCAAGCUUGGUUGAACUUGUGGUCCCAGGAGACAGGCAUUUCCAAGGAUUCAUGUAUUGCCUUGCAGCAGCAGCCUUGAUCUGUGCCAUUGCGUGGGUGGUGGUGCAUAAUCAUUACAAACCUAAGCGCGGUUAUCGUGAGCCUCCGAACUGCUUCGCCGUUUUUCGGUUUUGUUGGUUUGUCCUUGCCGCGGUGAGCUUCAUCAUUGUGGCAAUCAUGGAGCCAGGUUGCGGUUACGGUGGAUACCAGACGUGCUAUGCGAACUGCGGGGGCCCAGGCAUGCACUUUUGGAUCUCCCUGAUACCACUCAUGUUCUUCUACAUCGCUCUGGUGUGGAUGCAGGGCUUCAAUCCCUUCCCGAUGGAGUUGCCACCUCUCCCCUGCUGCCAAGCCUCCCAGACUGAGGAAGAGGAGCCUGAAAAAAGCACAGAACCCGCCGCAUCGCAAGUGCCGCCCUCGAUUCCAGAUGAGGAGUCACAUCCUGCAUGA
Messenger RNA from Symbiodinium pilosum, 2253 nucleotides. The record is from the annotation of a GenBank genome assembly. Lineage: Eukaryota; Dinophyceae; Suessiales; Symbiodiniaceae.